CUUCUGGAAUGACACUUGUUUUCUGAACGCAGGACUGAAUACAUACAAACAAGCACCAGAGAGGACGCCCCACUAGAUCUUAUUGAGCCACGGCCAACAUGUGAAAGAUUUUCUGUUGAGCGCAGUUUAAAAGAAUUUAAAAGAAGACAAGUCAUUCAAGGAAUGGCAAUACCUAGUCAGGGCUUGUUCACCAUUGCCCUUUUGCUGACAAAUAUUAUUUUGGAAACAAGAUACUUCUCAGGUUUCAUCUUACAGGUGCACUGUGAGGAAGAACACUUUGUAUCUCCCGUGAGGGAGAAAAGGAGCGUUCAUACGGACCAAUGGGAUUACCUUAUUGAUGUUGUUGUGACGGCCCCUGAUGUACAAACAUUCCAGCUGCUUCGAUCCCUCGUGAAUACUACCACUUUCCCCAAAGUACUUGAUAACAGCACAGAGAUCUCUGAGAUUUACAUCACAACAGUGUGCUUCCCAAGUGAAGCUGGAUUCCAGUGCAGAUGUGAGGAUAAUUUUGCUUGGCCGUACAGCAGUUGUGUCAAGUAUGGAGCCUGUGAUAAAUUAUCCGGAGGUAUCUGUAAAUGCAUCGAGCGCAUUCCGGACAAUGGCCAGUCCUGCCAGCCUAUAUCAGUGCUGUUAACUCCGGUUGAGUACACAGUGGACGUGGAGCUGAAAGUUUUCGACAUUCAGAUAGUGGACCAGCUGAGGAUCCUUCUGGAGCACAGCCCGGCAGUUCUGAGCUUGGGUCCCAAUGUCAACGUCACACACAUUAACAUCACCACAGUGUGUUACCUAAAUGGUACAAACUUCCAGUGCAGGUGUGAGGAACAGUAUGUUUGGUCAUAUGACAACUGUAUCAUAUACGGAGCCUGUGACGAGAUCAUUAGAGAGACAUGCGGUUGCAUCAACAGUAUUCCUACUGACGGGCAGUACUGCCAGCCACAGAUGGCUCCUCCAGUUGUCUAUGAAUACCUGAUUUCUAUUGAGCUGAAUGCCACAGAUGUUGCUGUCAUAGACCUACUGAGGAGCAUCAGUUACCCGAUCAGCAUCACCAACACCAUUCUAGUCUCUGACUUAAAUAUCUCUACAGUUUGCUAUCCCAGCAGCACAGGUUAUCAGUGCAAAUGUGAGGACCAGUAUCGUUGGUCAUGUGACCAGUGCUUCAUUUAUGGACCCUGUGACAACAUCACCGAAGACACGUGUGGAUGCAUCAGUGACAUUACUCCUGAUGGACAACACUGCCAGUCUGCUGAUCAGCACAACUUUACCUCAUGUCCUCCAACAACAGCCUCUCCAUCAACUACAACUCCUCCAGUUGUCUAUGAAUACCUGAUAUCUAUUGAGCUGAAUGCCACAGAUGUUGCUGUCAUAGACCUACUGGGGAGUAUCAGUUACCCGAUCAGCAUCACCAACACCAUUCUAGUCUCUGACUUAAAUAUCUCUACAGUUUGCUAUCCCAGCAGCACAGGUUAUCAGUGCAAAUGUGAGGACCAGUAUCGUUGGUCAUGUGACCAGUGCUUCAUUUAUGGACCCUGUGACAACAUCACCGAAGACACGUGUGGAUGCAUCAGUGACAUUCCUCCUGAUGGACAACACUGCCAGUCUGCUGAUCAGCACAACUUUACCUCAUGUCCUCCAACAACAGCCUCUCCAUCAACUACAACUCCUCCAGUUGUCUAUGAAUACCUGAUAUCUAUUGAGCUGAAUGCCACAGAUGUUGCUGUCAUAGACCUACUGGGGAGUAUCAGUUACCCGAUCAGCAUCACCAACACCAUUCUAGUCUCUGACUUAAAUAUCUCUACAGUUUGCUAUCCCAGCAGCACAGGUUAUCAGUGCAAAUGUGAGGACCAGUAUCGUUGGUCAUGUGACCAGUGCUUCAUUUAUGGACCUUGUGACAACAUCACAGAAGACACGUGUGGAUGCAUCAGUGACAUUCCUCCUGAUGGACAACACUGCCAGUCUGCUGAUCAGCACCACUUUAGAGCGUGUCCUAAUACAACAACAACUCCGAAACCAACAAGCAAACACACGUCUUCGGCAAUUGUGUGCGGCAGCCGCUUUCUCCCUACUGUCGGUUUCUACCACCAUCUCCACAAGUACCUCGCCUACACCCACUACCACCACUACUCCACCAGCGGUUUCUACCACCAUCUCCACAAGUACCUCGCCUACACCCACUACCACCACUACUGCACCAGCGGUUUCUACCACCAUCUCCACAAGUACCUCGCCUACACCCACUACCACCACUACUCCACCAGUAGUUUCUACCACCAUCUCCACAAGUACCUCGGCUACACCCACUACCACCACGGCGGCUCCAACCACUACGUCCAGCAACACUAUUAUAGGUAUUGGUACAGUCACCUCUACUAA
Molecule: messenger RNA, 2370 nt
Organism: Pungitius pungitius (ninespine stickleback)
Lineage: Eukaryota; Metazoa; Chordata; Actinopteri; Perciformes; Gasterosteidae
Exons: 20
Coding region: 163-2370 (735 amino acids)
Biological process (GO): adenylate cyclase-activating G protein-coupled receptor signaling pathway
Molecular function (GO): G protein-coupled receptor activity
Source: RefSeq, a predicted model, not a curated record